UUUGCUUUCUGACGGUGGAGGUAGGUGUUUGUGUUCAGUAUUUCAGAAGUUGAAAGUUAAAUUUUCAAGUUUUGUAUCAAAAAAAUCAACUGUUCAGCAUCAUGGAAGGAGAAGCAGCUCCUGAAACUAAAGUUGAACCGACGAGCGAAAAUACACAAGAAAAACCAAAUAAUUUCAAUCGUGGUGGUGAACGCCGUGGCGGCGGCCAAAGAGGAGGAAGAUUUGGCCGAGGUGGCCAGAACCAUGGUGGAAACCAUUUUGAAAAUAGGCGUGGUAGAGGUGGGUAUGGAGGUAUUAAUAGAAACAUAAAAGAUGAAAACAAUGGUAAUGAAAAUCGCCAAGAAGGUGAAGGGGGAAAUCGUCCUGGAAGGGAUCGAGAGGGGGGCCGUGAUGAUCAAAGAGGAGAUAUGGGAGGACGAGGAGGAAGAAUGGGAGGACGCAUGGGACGAGGUGCUGAGGACAAGUUUAUGGAGAGGAUUCAACAAAUGGCUGGUCCCUCCUUUGAUGUACCGCCUGUAGAUUUGACAGAACGCAAGUUUAGCGGCAGGAACAGAUUGUAUAUAGGAAAUAUAGGAUCUGAAGUCACAGAAGAGGAUAUAACUGAACUGUUUAAACCCUACGGAGAAACCGCAGAGGUAUUUAUAAACAAGGAUAAAAAUUUUGGAUUCAUCAAGGUAGAUUACCACGCCAAUGCCGAAAAGGCUAAGAGAGAGCUUGAUGGAACUGUUUUGAAGUCUCGCAGUCUCAAGAUAAGAUAUGCUCCAAAUAAUGCUACAGUUAAAGUAAAAAAUCUCACGGGCUAUGUAACCAAUGAACUAUUGCACUACGCAUUUUCUAUAUUUGGAGAGAUCGAAAAGGCAACAGUCCGUGUUGAUGAAAGAGGAAAACCCACAGGCGAAGCUAUCGUCGAUUUUGUGCGCAAGGGAUCAGCUUUACAUGCCAUCAGAAAAUGUACAGAUGGUUGCUUUUUCCUAACAGGUUCCGUUAGACCUUGCAUUGUAGAAGCCUACGAAGUAGUGAAUGACAACGACGGUUUUUCAGAAAAGAAUAUCAACAAGAAACACCCAGGUUUCUUAAAAGAAAGAGAAAUUGGACCUAGAUUUGGUGUUGGCGGCUCUUUCGAGAAUGAUUAUGGAAUGAGAUGGAAGCAACUCUAUGAUCUUCAUGAUCAGAAAGUCGAUCAGGUCAAGAAAGAUUUAGAACUUGGAAUCGCGAAACUUGAAGCCAAAAUGGAAUUUGAAAGAUAUGAACACGAAACUGACAUGCUGAGAGAUCAAUUGGCAGCUCGCGAAUUAGAUAAAGAGCGUCAAAAGAGAGAAUGGGAAAUGAAGCAAAGACAGGUCGAGGAAGAACGAAUGAGGUCAGAAGAACAAAUGAAGCGGACAACGGCCGAUAUGGAGGCAAGAAUAAUGGCACAACAUGAUGAUCUACGCAGAAGACAGCAAGAAAAUAAUCUUUUUGUACAAGCGCACAACUUGGACUCCAUGCUUGAUCAACAAGAGCAAGCUUACGAUUCGAAUGCCGGUUACAGUCAUCAUGGAGGAGAAGGACAAGAAGAAACCAAUAUGAUGGAACUUCGAUUACAACAAUAUUCUGCACACUGGACAACAAGUUACUAAUCAUGUUGGUGAAUGGUGUACUUGACACAAAAUGUCAAAUAUCAGUAUUUUAUGGCUGAAAUUUUAAAACUAAAGCAGAUUAUUUUGGAUGUAAGGAUUUGAGAUCUUUAUUUUUGUUUUUCCAGUGUAUACGAGAAAAAUGAAGGAAAUGUUAAAUAUGCUGCUCACAUUUGAUUUCAAUAGUAAAAAUCCACUGAAAAUUGUGGAUUCGUAAAUAUUUUUAAUAUUUUGUACUUCAGUUAUACGGCUUUAGCCAUUGUGAUAUAUAAAUUAUUAUUAUAUUGUUAACCAGUUAUUAACAAAGUACAAAAAAGUAUUUGAACAAGAUUUACAGCUUGUUUUCUUAUUAUAGAAUAAUGUGAUAUAAUGAAUUUAAUAUGCCUUUUGCAUAUGUUCAUGAAUCUAUAUGAUCUGAUAUAAUUGUGAUACUACUACUACUAUAGUUUAGAUUGUUAACACUUCUACAAUAUGUCAUACUGAUUGGAACCAUAUGGAAAACUUUUUUUUUUAUUAAUUUUACAAAAAAAAUUAUUCUUCAUAAAAAAUUCUACAUAUCUGCACAAUGUCGAAAAUGGUUACUAAGAAAAGCUGAUCAAAACUAUGUUCAAAUAUACAAUUACAUACGUUUCCAUUACAAAAAUAAGUUUUGUUAUUUUUUACUAAUCUUUCUAUUUUUGAAUGAACAUUUUUUUAUCUCUUGUGAUUAAAAAAACACAUGAGAACUGUAUCGUUUCUAAAUGUUUUCAAACAAUUUUGCAUUUUAA
Diabrotica balteata is the source of this 2383-nucleotide messenger RNA. The record is from the annotation of a GenBank genome assembly. NCBI's taxonomy places the organism in Eukaryota, Metazoa, Arthropoda, Insecta, Coleoptera, Chrysomelidae.